This is a messenger RNA of Contarinia nasturtii (swede midge), 1636 nucleotides long. RefSeq lists its product as uncharacterized. NCBI's taxonomy places the organism in Eukaryota, Metazoa, Arthropoda, Insecta, Diptera, Cecidomyiidae. Bases 233 to 1570 code for a protein of 445 amino acids. The transcript is spliced from 8 exons. The record is from RefSeq and is a predicted model, not a curated record.
ACAAACCACAGAGAAAAGACAUCAAUAUAUAAAUUAAAAUCAUUAAAAAAUCGAAAUCUGAAUUUAUUUUGGCGAAUUCUAUAUCGUGUUUUGUUUGUGCAUUAAAUAUAAGACGUAAAUUCUCUCAAAGUCCAUCGUAUAAUUAAAGCAAUUGAUUUAAGAAAAAUCGCCCUUUUUGUGCUUCCAAGUCAUUAUCAGCAAAAACAUUGAGCAUCAAACUUUUGAAGUGAAAAUGAAGUUUCCACGAGAAAACCCCAGUAAAUUGAGCGAUAAGAUCCUUGAUCAAAUCGACUAUUUUACAAAAAAUCCAAGAUUCAAAGAGAAAUUGGUGAGCACUGAUAUUGGUAAAAUGCAGUGUUUUAUUGUUCAACAAAUGGAUCAAGAAAAUGGUGACGCAUUGUGUGAGGCUUUUGUUCAAAAUUUGAAACUGUUCAAUGAUUUGCACGAAAAGGAAAUGGCAGACCAUUACAUGCAAAUAGCGCAGUCAAUGUGUGAUGUAUUGUUAUUACCAAACGUUCAGCAUGCAUUUUUGGACCAAAUCACAACGGUGUGGCUGAAGCAAAUGGAAUAUUUCCCGGCGACAGUCAAAAGUCGCGUUUUCAAUCAUCAAUUGAAGAAAUUCAAAGCGAUUGCGAAGAUCAUCCCUAAGCUGGGCUUGUUGCAGUCACGAGUUCUGGAGAUCUUGUACACUCACUUGGACACCACGCCGGAGAAAUUCAUUGAAAAAUUGUUUGACGAUGUCGUUGGGGAAUCAUGCAAAGAAUCCAAAGACAUCGACCAGUUCAACAACCAAGAGAAGUAUCGUCUAAUGUACACGGAUCUUCUGAAAUUCAUCAAUCGCAAGAAUGUACAGUUGCCGCAAGUUGAUGAAGGUGCAAAUAAGACCGAGGAAGAUGAUACUGAAAUGAAGAAUAUUGUUUGGGAUGUUCCUAAUCGUUCAAUUUUUCAGUCAACACCAUAUCCAAGUGAAAUGAAUUCAGUCAUGGCGAUAAAUAAUGGUUUUCCAAAAUUGUCGAAGAAUACUCAGGAAAUAAUGGAAUUUUUUGAACCAACGCAGGACCAUAACGUUGGCUCAGCUUUUAAAUACACUCCAGUUGAAAAACAGCCGGUGAAAAUAGAGGCGAAUGCUGAUUGUGUUCAGUUGGUUCAUAAAGUACCUGCGAUUAAAGAAGUCAAAGAAGAAGGCACUGUUUCAGUGGAAGUUGACAAGUCGAAAGGAAAUCAAAAAACAGUUGUCGUUGGUGUUAACGAAGACAAUCCAGACAUUAAGGUUGAUGAUGUUCCUGGAGGAAACACAAAAAAGAAACCGAUUUUUAUCGAAGAUGAACCGAUUGUAUUCGAACAAUGCCAAAACAUUAAGACACCGAAAAAACGACAUACACGUCGAAGUCAGAAGUCGAGCGGCAAAAAACAAUCAGCAUCCGACACCAACGACAGCGAUAGUACGAAAAAUCGUUGCAAAGCAACGUCAACUUCAUUUGUCCCAUUGGAACUAGUGCAAUUUAACAACAAACAGAAGCAUUUGACAUCUGAUCAAAGCACCUUCCUCUCUGAAGACAGUGAUUUAUAAGUUUCAAGACCAUUUCCAUUUUAAAGUUGCAAAACCUUCAAAAAGUCGAUUUCGCAACGAAUAGUU